UUAUCACCCUCAACAUCUUUAACCUCAACAUAGUUGAAACUCACAAACAAAGGUCUCUGGUCUGAGUAUCUGGGUGCUGUUUCUUUUGAGCAACUAUAUAUUUCAAGUCAACUUCGACAAAACAUACCUCCAAUGGCGUCGUCUUCUUCUGCAUCAUUCGUUAAGAGGAGCUAUCAGUAUGAUGUGUUUUUGAGUUUCAGUGGUGAAGACACUCGUAAGAACUUUGUGGAUCACCUUUAUGAUGCUCUUCAGCGACACGGCAUUCACACUUUCAAGGACGAUGAGAGACUUAAACAAGGAAAAAGCAUCAAUGAGCAACUUUUGAAAUCUAUUGAGGAGUCCAAGUUGUUCAUCAUAGUUUUCUCAAAGAAAUAUGCAUCUUCGUCUUGGUGCUUAAACGAACUUGUAAAGAUUAUGGAAUGCCAAAAGUCGAACGACCAGAUUGCUUACCCUGUUUUUUACGAUGUGGAUCCCUCUGAAGUUCGCAAACAACGUGGGCCAAUUGGAGAAGCCCUUGCCAAACAUUCCAAUAUAGAGAUGGGGAAAUGGAUAGUAGCUCUAAAAGAAGCAGCCAAUCUGUCCGGUUGGGAUUUAAGGAACACUGCUGAUGGGCAUGAAGCCAAAGUCAUCAAGUUAAUAAUUGAGCGGAUUUCACUUGAGUUACGAUCCAUUAAUGUGGACCUUGAUGAUAAAUUAGUAGGCAUGGAACCCCGACUAAAGGACCUUGAGAAGUCUUUAGAUAUCACGUCGAACGAUGUUCGCAUGAUAGGGAUCAAGGGGAUGGGAGGCGCUGGUAAGACUACACUAGCGAGAGCUGUGUUUGAUAGAAUAUCAGUUCACUUUGAAGCUAAAAGCUUUGUUGAGAAUGUCAGGGAAGUUUCAAAAGCAUCGUUGUUGUCUGGUUUGUUGUCAUUGCAAAGAAAGAUCCUUUCAGAUUUGCUAAAUGGUCAAGGAAACAACGUAGGUAGUGUCCAUGACGGCAAAAACAUGUUGAAAACAAAGCUGCGUGGUAGAAAAGUUCUAGUGGUUUUAGAUGAUGUGGAUCAUCAAGAGCAGCUUGAGGCAUUAGCUGGUGAUCUUAAUUGGUUCAAGCCUGGAAGUAGAAUUAUCAUAACAACAAGAGACGAGCAAGUGUUGAUAGCACAUAGAGUGGAAUGGAUUCGUGAUGUCAGCCUAUUAUCACAUGAGGAAGCGAUUGGCCUCUUCAGUAGGCACGCAUUUGGGAAAGAUCUUCCAAUUCAAGAGUAUGAAAAAGAAUCACAACAAGUUGUACAAUAUGCUGUUGGCCUUCCCUUGACAAUCAAAGUUUUGGGUUCAUUUCUGUUUGGUAAAGACAAGCUUGAAUGGGAAUCUGCAUUAGCAAGACUCAAAAGAAUUCCGUUGAAAGAGACUCUUGAAAAACUGGAAUUAUGCUAUGAAAGUUUGGAGGAUGAUUACAAGGAAAUAUUCCUAGACGUUGCAUGCAUAUUGAAGUGGUGGAAGAAAAAUGAAGCAAUACGUAUGCUUGAAAGUUGUGGAUUUCAGGCUAGAAUUGGUUUAAGAGUUCUUGAGCAGAGAUCUCUAAUAACUUUUCAUGAUUAUGGUUUUGGCUCUUGCUUGAGCAUGCAUGACCAUAUUGAAGAAAUGGGCAAAAAUAUCGUACGUCGUUUGCACCUAGAUGAGCCCUACAAACAUAGCAGAUUAUGGAUCCAGGAAGAAAUUGAAGAUCUAUUGGAUAAUGACUUGGGUUCUGAAGCGACAAGGUGUAUACGUCUAAACGUCACCCCUGGUAUUGUUUUGAAAGGUCUUGGAAAUCUGAAGAAACUCAAAUGCCUUUUUGUAGAUCAUAGUUAUGAAGAUCGUUAUGUCCAUGUGAAUAUUGAUGAAGUUAGUCAAUACUUCCCAAAUUCAUUACGAUACUUGAAGUGGAACUAUUACCCUCAUUGGUGUUUACCCAAAACCUUUCAAGCAAAUAAUCUUGUUGAGCUUCACAUGUCCGACAGCAGAAUCAAACAACUUUGGGUUGGGGGAAAGGUUCUUACGAAGCUCAAAUCCAUUAUACUCAGAUCCUCAAAGGUGAGGACCCUUGACCUUGGGUUGACUCCGAAUCUUGUGAGGUUAGAUCUUUCACUUUGUGGUGAUUUGGUAGAACUUCAUGUGCCAGUUCGAUGUUUAAAAAGGCUUACGUACCUAAACCUCAGUCAUUGUACGAGGUUGAAAUCUGUUUUGUUUAUCAAGGAUUUGGAAUCACUUGAGUUUCUUCAUGUAAGUGGCUUACAUAUAAAGGAAUUUGAGGAUAUAAUCCUGUGUCACUCCAACAGUAAUCUGCAAGAGCUUAGUUUUGAUGACAAUGAUAUAGAAAACCUGCCUUCAUCAAUUGGAAAUCUACAUAAACUUGUGAUGCUAUCCUUCGAAAGUUGCGACAAACUCAAAAGUCUUCCAGGAAGCAUCUGUAGUUUACAACAUUUAAGAUUACUUAAGCUUGUAUGUUGUGGCAUAGAGGAAUUGCCUGAGGACAUUGGCCAGUUGGAGUGUUUAGAAGAGCUAGAUUUAUCACAUUCAAAAAUUAAACAUCUCCCGGAUAGCAUUUGUAAGUUGAAACAUCUUAAAACUCUCUUUCUAGGUAGUUGUAAAGUUUGUAAGUUACCAGAGGAUGUUGGUCAAAUAGAUUCAUUGAGCAAACUAGAUCUAACAUCAACCAAGAUAAGAGAUAUUCCACCCAGCAUCUGUAAGCUAAAGCAUCUCAAAUUUCUUAACCUUUCUUAUUGUUCUAGUCUUGAGAAACUACGAGAGAACCUAGGAGAUUUAGAAAGUUUGGAUACACUAGUUCUAACAUCAACCAAGAUAAGAGAUAUUCCACCCAGCAUCUGUAAGCUAAAGCAUCUCAAAUUUCUUAACCUUUCUUAUUGUUCUAGUCUUGAGAAACUACCAGAGAACCUAGGAGAUUUAGAAAGUUUGGAUACACUAGUUCUAACAUCAACCAAGAUAAGAGAUAUUCCACCCAGCAUCUGUAAGCUAAAGCAUCUCAAAUUUCUUAACCUUUCUUAUUGUUCUAGUCUUGAGAAACUACCAGAGAACCUAGGAGAUUUAGAAAGUUUGGAUAGACUAGAUCUAACAUCAACCAAGAUAAGAGAUUUUCCAUCCAGCAUCUGUAAGCUAAAGCAUCUCAAAUAUCUUGGCCUUUCUAAUUGUUCUGGACUUGAGAAACUACCAGAGAACCUAGGAGAUUUAGAAAGUUUGAAUGUACUGUAUCUAAGAUCAACCAAGAUAAGAGAUGUUCCACCCAGCAUUUGUAAGCUAAAGCAUCUCAAGGAGCUUUACCUUUCUAAUUGUUCUGGACUUGAGAAACUACCAGAGAACCUAGGAGAUUUAGAAAGUUUGAAUGUACUGUAUCUAACAUCAACCAAGAUAAGAGAUGUUCCAUCCAGCAUCUGUAAGCUAAAGCAUCUGAAAUAUCUUUACCUUUCUAAUUGUUCUGGACUUGAGAAACUACCGCAGAACCUAGGAGAUUUAGAAAGUUUGAAUAGACUAGAUCUAACAUCAACCAAGAUAAGAGAUGUUCCACCCAGCAUUUGUAAGCUAAAGCAUCUCAAGGAGCUUUACCUUUCUAAUUGUUCUGGACUUGAGAAACUACCAGAGAACCUAGGAGAUUUAGAAAGUUUGUAUGCACUAGAUCUAAUGAGUACUCCUAUAAGUCAUCUUCCCGAUAGCAUUUCAUUGUUGAAAGGUCUUCGUAUUAUCGGAUACAAAAGAAGGAUUGAUCCAGAUGCAAUUCUAUUUCAAGAAGAACAGCAUAUUACAUUUGCUCCCAAAAGGAGAAGGGCCAAUACUGAAGCAACAACAAGCGAUGCAGGUUUUUUGUUAAAAUAUAUAAUGUUAUAAACUCACUGAAUAGCAUAUAUUCUAGUGAGAGAGAUAUUUGAAAUAUAUUUAUGGUUUUGUAGGUGACAGGGUUAAAGAUGGAGGAUCAUUAAUGAGACUUUGAAAGACUAGAGUGGGGAACAAGUGGAAGCUGGAGGGGCAUAUUGAAACUAGUCUUAAAUCCGUGUUCAAAACAUAUAAUAAUCAUUCUACUGUUGACAUUUGUAGUGAUUUGCAACCAGUUUUACAGCCUUCACUCGUAGUUUAGUUUUUGGUUACUUUUUUUUUACACCAUUGUUGUUCAAAUCAUUCUUCUUAGUAAUC
Helianthus annuus (common sunflower) is the source of this 4164-nucleotide messenger RNA. Its product is annotated as disease resistance protein RPV1. NCBI's taxonomy places the organism in Eukaryota, Viridiplantae, Streptophyta, Magnoliopsida, Asterales, Asteraceae. The coding region runs from base 133 to 3861 and encodes 1242 amino acids. The transcript has 5 exons. Gene Ontology annotation, biological process: signal transduction; defense response. The record is from RefSeq and is a predicted model, not a curated record. Gene Ontology annotation, molecular function: ADP binding; protein binding.